Molecule: messenger RNA, 830 nt
Organism: Seriola dumerili (greater amberjack)
Lineage: Eukaryota; Metazoa; Chordata; Actinopteri; Carangiformes; Carangidae
Gene: cplx4a
Product: complexin 4
Exons: 3
Coding region: 152-631 (159 amino acids)
Biological process (GO): synaptic vesicle exocytosis; neurotransmitter transport; regulation of neurotransmitter secretion
Cellular component (GO): SNARE complex; terminal bouton
Molecular function (GO): syntaxin binding
Source: RefSeq, a predicted model, not a curated record
CAGUGUGUCCUUGGCUCCAUAGACAAGCAGCAGGUUAGCAAGAGAGCUACCACUGGAUUUGACAGCUAUAGGAAGCCAAAGCGGAGGGCACCAUAAGGGGAGCAACAUUAUUUUCAUCUCGAAAGAAGAGUAAACAGUCACAUAACUCAAGAUGGCUUUCUUGAUCAAGAGCAUGAUUGGGAACCCCCUGUCAGGAAUGGGUCUUGGUGGUGGAGGUGACAAAGAAGAGGAGGCCACCCCCUCAGAUCCAGCCAAAGCAGCAGGGAUGACACGAGAGGAGUAUGAAGAGUACCAAAAACAGGUGGUGGAGGAGAAGAUGGAGAGAGAUGCAGAUUUCUUACACAAGAAGGCAGAGAGGGCGACACUCAGGGUCUGCCUCAGAGAUAAAUACAGACUGCCAAAGAGCGAGCAGGAUGAGAACAUGAUUGAGAUGGCCGGGGACGACGUGGACGUGCCCGAGGAGCUGCUCAAGAUGGUAGACGAGGACGCCACGGAGGAGGAGGGCAAGGACUCCCUCAUGGGCCAGAUUCAAAACUUGCAGAACAUGGACAUGGACCAGCUGAAGGAGAAGGCCUCGGCCACCGUCACUGAGCUGAAGAGCAAAGCAGAGGAGAAAUGCUCCGUCAUGUGAAGAAGGGAUGUGAUGAGGAAGAAAAAAGGGAGAAGAGAAUAACACAAGAAAAUGAAUUUCAACACUUUCUGGGAAUCUACAGACAGAGCUGUGUUAAAAAGUCUGGGAUUCAGUCACACUGUAAAACGCCUACAAAGCAUUCACAUCUAUUAUAAGCACUAAAAAAGGCUAAUCACCUUCCUUAAAUAAAAAAAAAAAA